Elaeis guineensis (African oil palm) is the source of this 2560-nucleotide messenger RNA. Its product is annotated as large ribosomal subunit protein mL102 (rPPR5). Gene Ontology annotation, molecular function: mRNA binding; protein binding. The record is from RefSeq and is a predicted model, not a curated record. Lineage: Eukaryota; Viridiplantae; Streptophyta; Magnoliopsida; Arecales; Arecaceae.
UUGCCGAUCGUGGCGAGGUUAAAGACAGAAUGCCGCCUCCCUCCUUCCCUUUCCUUCCCAAACCCUCGCGGACCAGCCAACCGGCAGAAAUGGCCCUCGCCUUCUCCGCAGCCAAACCCGCCUUCAAAAUCCAAGCCCUCCUUCAAGCCCUGAGCCCCACAAGCCCCAUCUCCGUACCCCUUCUCCUCCAUGGCUUCUCCUCCGUGCCUUCCUCCGAGCCCCCUCCGCCCGGAGACGAGACCGCCGGCGCUGCCUCGGAUGAGGGGCCCGCGGACCCACCCCGGCGGCCGAUGCGCGGAGAGCGGCGGGGCCCUGAGAAGCUGGAGGACACCAUCUGCUACAUGAUGGCCCGGCGGCCAUGGACGACCCGCCUCCAGAACUCGAUCCGGUCGCUGUCCCCGACCUUCGACCGCGACCUCGUUCUCGCCGUCCUCCGCGGCGCCCACCACCCAGACCACGCCCUCCGCUUCUUCCGGUGGGUCGAGCGCACUGGCUUCCGACACGACGCCGCCACCUAUGGCGAGAUCGUUUCCAUCCUCACCCGCAACUCCAUGCUCAACCACGCCCGCUGUCUCAUCCUCGACGACAUGCCGAAGCGCCUCGUCGACCGCGACGAGGACAUGAUCGCCGCCCUCAUCGCCGGCUACGGCCGCGCCGGCAUCCCCCAGGAGGCCGUCAAGAUCUUCCGCCGGAUGCCCGAGCUCGGCGUCACCCGCACCGUCAGCUCCUACGACGCCCUCUUCAAGGCCAUCCUCCGCUCCGGCCGCGUCAUGAUGGCCAAGCGGAUCUUCAACUCCAUGAUCCGGGAUGGCGUCGCGGCGGCGGCAUCCACCUACAAUACGUUGAUAUGGGGUUUCUGCCUCUCCGUCAAGAUGGAGACCGCGAAUAGGUUCUUUGCGGACAUGAAGGAGAGGGGAAUAGCGCCGGAGCUGGUGACCUACAACACUUUGCUCAACGGUUGGGUUCGUGCGAAGAAGAUGGAUGAUGCCGAGAAGAUGUUCGAAGAAAUGAGCACCGUCGGUCUGGCGCCGAAUUCGAUCUCCUACAAUAUAAUGAUCAAAGGAUACGUGUCUGUGGGCAAGGUCGACGAUGGGUUGCGCUUGUUCGGCGAGAUGAGCGCGAAAGGGCUGAGGCCCAGCGAGAAGACUUUUGCGGCGCUGAUGCCUGGGCUCUGCGAUGAUGUCGGGAGGGCAGAGGAGGCUCGGAAAGUUUUGAACGAGAUGGCCGAGCGCCGGCUUACUCCCAAGGAUAAGUCGAUAUUCUUGAGAUUGGUAUCUUCUCUGUGUAAGUCGGGGGACUUGGAUGGGGCAUUGGAAGUUCACCGGAAAAUGGAGCAGUUCAAACAUGUGGUAAAAGAUCCCGCGCAGUAUGGUGUUUUGCUCGAGAGCUUGUGCAAGGGAGGGAAGCAUGAGGAUGCCAUAGCAACGCUGGACGAGCUUCUUGAGAAGGGGACGCUGCUGGAUCCCCGGACUCCGGCUCUGGAGGACUCAGCUUAUGAUCCGAUGAUCGAGUAUCUAUGCGGCCACGGUCAGACACAGAAGGCGGAGGACUUGUUCAGGCAGUUGAUGAAGAAAGGGAUAGAUGAUAAAAUGGCAUUCAACAAUCUGAUCCGUGGGCAUGCAAAAGAGGGGGUGCCGGAGUCUGCAUUGGAGAUGCUCAACAUCAUGACCCGCCGUGGGGUUGCGACCGAUGCUGAUUCCUAUGCCUUGCUCGUCGAGAGCUUCUUGAAGAAAGGAGAGCCUGCCGAUGCUAGGACGGCACUGGAUGGCAUGAUCGAGCAAGGGCACCUGCCGAGCCCGUCUCUGUUCCGUUCGGUGAUGGUUGGGCUGUUUGAUGAUGGCCGAGUUCAGACAGCGAGUCGGGUGAUGAAAAGCAUGAUAGAGAAGGGGGUGAAGGAGGAGAACAUGGACAUGGUCCAUAAGAUCCUCGAAGCCCUCCUCAUGAGGGGUCAUGUGGAGGAGGCUCUUGGGCGCAUCAAUCUAAUGAUGAUGAAUGACUCUCUUCCUGAUUUUGAUGGCCUGCUGGCUGCUCUCUGCGACAGUGGAAAGGCGAUUGAAGCCCUCAAGCUGGUGGAUUUUGGCUUGGAGAGGGACUGCGACAUCAGCUUCUCGAGCUAUGACAGGGUGCUGGAUGCGCUCUACACUGCAGGGAAGAUAUUGCCGGCAUAUUCGAUCCUGUGCAAGAUCAAGGCAAAGGGAGGGGUCGUGGAUAAGAAGGGGUGCGAGGCGUUGAUAAAAAGCCUCAAUGAACAGGGGAACACAAAGCAGGCGGAUAUCUUAUCAAGGAUUCUGGCAGGGAAGGCACCCCUGGAGGCUAAGAAGGGUAAAAAGGUUGCAGCCCACCCAUAUUGAAGCGGUUAAGGUUGGAUCUGUUACAACUCGGCCCGUCGCAUUUUGUUCCUUUUUCUUGGAUCCAGGAGUUAGAAUAUGCAACAUAAAACCAGUUGGAUGCUGGCUGCUGACUGCUGUGAUUUUGUUUUAGAAGAUGGACGAUUUCUCCAUUAUAUGCUCCAGUUGUUGUCUGUUUUAAUCUGCAAAAUCGAUAUCAAGGUUCUUUGGUA